Molecule: messenger RNA, 2368 nt
Organism: Sinocyclocheilus rhinocerous
Lineage: Eukaryota; Metazoa; Chordata; Actinopteri; Cypriniformes; Cyprinidae
Gene: senp6b
Product: SUMO specific peptidase 6b
Exons: 21
Coding region: 99-2273 (724 amino acids)
Biological process (GO): protein desumoylation; regulation of spindle assembly; proteolysis
Cellular component (GO): nucleus; cytoplasm
Molecular function (GO): SUMO-specific endopeptidase activity
Source: RefSeq, a predicted model, not a curated record
AAAGCUCCGAUUCACUGAAUCAAAAUUCCCUCUGCUAUAAAGCACCUGUCAUCUAUCAGAGCAGCUGAUGGAUACGUUUACGUUACGUAAAGCUUGAGAUGUUUUUUUUAAUUGUUGGUCAGAAGGCUAACUCUGAAAUGGUUCGUUCAUUCGGCCAAGAUCGAAAAAACAUUUCGAAAAUCAAACCGCUGAAGAGAAACGCCGCCGGACUCCAGCUGCUCGGAAUGAGAACGAUACUGACUGACCAAUCUGACUCAGAGGUCAAAACGACUUACACACGAUGUUUUGAACAACCAUUCAAACGCUUCAGCUACGCUCUGCAGUCCACCUGGAGGAGUGACACAAGGAAACAUCUUACCAACAAUCCUUCUGUAGAUAUGUUGUCAAGUAAUGAGGAAAAGGAAACCAGAAAUGAGCUGGACACCCAAUAUGAAGAUCUUUUUUCAUUUGCUGACACCGAUUUAUUUGUGGGUCAGAAGAAAACCACGUUUAAGAACUGUGAAGACACAUCUACGAAAAAACAGCUUCUGCGAAAAUAUCGAAUGAGAGAUGAGUUUGGUAACAUCAUCCGUCGUGUUGGAGUGAAAAAUUCAAUUGCCAAAAAGGCCAUAUUGCCAAAAAGCCCAAAGAGACGUGUUGCACAGUGGCUAAACAGUCUUACACUCAACAUCAGAUGUUUUAAAGUUGGAAUGUUGACCAAGAAUUUCAGAAGAUCUGAUGCUCUGACUGCCCAGUGCACCUUUACAGUGGAUUACAUUGAGAUUGCAAAUAAAGAACGAAUAGAAGCAUCAGAUUUGAUGGGUUGUGAAUGGUGCACCGAGCAGAAGCUGCCAGCCCUGUUUCUACAGACGACACCUGAGACGUGCCUCCAUCUGCAGGUCCAGCUUGACAUGUUUGAAGAUGAUUCCAAAAUGUGGUGUGACUGCCAGAGCAGGAAUGAAACCGAGAAAUAUGUUGUCCUUAUCUUUGAGAAAGAGCUCACACUCUCAGAGCAAAUCGUACUUGAGGAAAUAUUCACAGAGAUGGGCAAGCGUAAUAAUAUCAGCUGUUUUCCAGCUAAGCUGUCAUUUGAAAAAGCCAGUAACAGAUUGAAGACACAUCAGUGUGCCCAAAAACAGGAGUUUGCUGUGCUUCAGCUUGAAGAGGAUGAACUUCCUGUCAUGAGUCAGCAUGGCUUGGUGCCAUUUUCGGCCUCUCCUGAUCCUCAUCGAUGGGAAAUUGCAGCCCUCAGUGUCUCAGACAGUGAUGAGGACGAUUUGAUAGAGCUCCCUUCAUCACCCAAACAGGAUAUCAAAAAACUGGUUGUGUACCCACCUCCUCCAGCCAAAGGGGGAAUAGCCAUCACAGAGGACGACCUCAACUGUCUUGAGGAAGGAGAAUUCCUAAACGAUGUGAUAAUAGACUUCUAUCUAAGGUAUUUGGUCUGUGAGCAGCAUGAAAAGGAGGAUGCCUCCAAGUGCCAUGUGUUCAGCUCUUUCUUCUUCAAGCGCCUCACUCAGAAAGAUCAUAGAAGACUUCCAGGAACUACAGAUUUAUCCAUUCAAGAGCGCCGGCACAGUCGGGUGAAAACGUGGACCAGGGGCGUCAACCUUUUUGAGAAGGAAUUAAUAUUUGUCCCGAUUAAUCAAAUGGCUCACUGGUACCUGGCUGUCAUCUGUUUUCCUGCCAAGAUUUCACAGACCAGUGGUUUGGAUCUUCAACUCAAUGGGCGAAGGAAUUCAGUGGAGUAUCUUUGCGAUCAAUCUCCACCCAAUCCCAUGUCUCUCUUCUACUUUCCAGAAUCCUCAAAGCAGCUCUCCAGAUGGAGUCAAUCCAUAGACAAAUUAGACCAGAGCUUCUGCUUCCUUUCAGAUGACGAGGCUGAAGAUGAUGAUCAGACGGUCAAGAACAGAUCUGUCCUUAACAGUGCCAGUAAUGUCUCUAAACGGCCGUGCAUCCUCAUCAUGGACUCCCUCACCUGCAGUGGAAGAUCAUCAGUGGUGCAGAUACUCCAAGAGUACUUACAAGAGGAAUGGAAGGUCAAAAUGGGCUCUGAACAGAGUUUUGGAAAUGGAGUGAUGGAUGGAUGGAGUCCCAUCGUCCCAAAGCAGGAUAACUAUACAGACUGUGGCAUCUUCCUUCUGCAGUAUGUGGAGAGCUUCCUCAAGGACCCACCACAAUCUUUCCAUCGCAGCAUGGACCUGAAUGGCUGGUUUUCACAGAGGACAGUGAAGAGGAAAAGGAGGCAAAUCAAACGGCUCAUUCUCAGACUUCACAGGCAGCAAAAAGUUUAAUUUUUUCAGGUCAUAUACUUCCUACAGAUAAUUUAUUGUUACCACAAAAACCAUUACAACCCUUCCUUCAGGAUUUUUUAAUGGAAGGAAAUUAA